AUGGCUGCAGUCAUGUCUGCAAAGCGUCAUCGCGCCUUCACUAAUGACGUGGACGCUGCCAGCAGCGCAGGCCAUAACAAGCGACCACGACGGACCCCGAACGAGAGCGACGAGUCUUCUGAUGAGCAGGCAUCUGAUGCCUCGAGCGACAGCGAUGCCCCUACUGCCGAUCGUGAGCAGGUUCAGGAGCAGGAACAAAUGGCUUGGGCCACACAACAAGUCCAGAGGGACUUCCAGGCUUCUACAAAUAAGCAGAAUGUGGCGGCAGAUUCCGGGAUAAUUGAGGAGAUUCAAUGCAUAAAUUUCAUGUGUCACGAGCACUUGACAGUACCUCUGGGACCCAAUAUCAACUUCAUAAUUGGUCAUAAUGGUAGCGGCAAGAGCGCAGUGCUUACGGCUCUCACAAUCUGCUUGGGUGGAAAGGCAACGGCAACAAACCGGGCGCAAAAUCUGAAGAGCUUGAUCAAGGAAGGUAAAGACCAUUCGGUUGUGACAGUCUGGAUCAAGAACCAGGGGCCACUAGCAUAUAAGCCGUCAUUUUACGGCAAGUCUAUCGCCGUUGAACGCCACUUCAACAGAUCGGGCACUUCUGGGUUCAAGUUGAAGGAUCAAAAUGGCAAGAUCGUGUCGACAAAGAAGGCCGAGUUGGAAGACAUCCUCGAUGCAUUCUCUAUGCAACUCGACAAUCCCAUGAAUGUGCUGACCCAGGAUAUGGCACGGCAAUUUCUCAACAACUCCACCCCAAAGGACAAGUACAAAUUCUUCCUUCAGGGUACCCAACUUGAAAUUCUCAACCGGGAUUACCAGCAAAUUGAGCAGUCCUUGGAAGUGAUGAACACCAAGGCUACGAUGAAGAAUGAGGACUUGGCAGAACUUAGGACCCGCAUGGAGCAGCUGGAAAAGCAAGCCAGACUCGCACAAGGUCUGGAGAAGAUGCGUGCCAAAGAGACGGAAUUUGCUAACCAAGCAGCCUGGGCGGGCGUUCAAGAAGAAGAGGAGGAGCUCGAGAAAGCAGUUCGGGAGAUAGCACAUGUGGAGACUAUCAUCCAGGAGAGGACUGCUUCAGCAGAAAAGGCCUCGCAGGAGUUUGACCGUGCUGAACAGGCCUUGUCUGCCGCUCAGCAGACAGUUACGGACCUCACUCCAGAAAUCGCUGCUGCAAGGGAUGCAGAAGCUGAGGCAGCGGCUCUAUUAAAAGAAUCGAAAGAGAAGUUGAAGCUUCUGCAAUCGGACGAGCGGAAAGCCGGAUCCGACGUCACAUUGAAAACGCAAGCAGUAAAAAAGUGCGAAGUGGACAUUGAGCAGCGUCGCCAACGACAGGCCGAAGCAGAUAAUGGCUUGCAUGCAGAGAAAGUGCGGGAGUUUGAAAUGGCAAAGCAAGCGCAUGAGAAAGCGAGGGUCGCACAUUCGGACCAUGAUAAAGCUCUUCCAGAGUUACUUGAGAAGUUACGCGCGGCUGAAACCGACAAGGAGGUAGCCGAUCAAGAGGUCAGGAAAGCCCGCGAUGAGGAGAAGCGCGUACAAAAUAUAAUCACCAAGUUGAAAGGUGGCCAGCGAGAUUGGAUAGAUUCCUACCAGAAUCCACAGGCUCUAAGUCGGCUGCUGAAAGCGAUUACGAAUGAACGGAGCUUUCGCGAGAAGCCUGUAGGACCCUUGGGGCGCCACGUCAAACUACUCAAGCCGGAGUGGGCUUAUAUCUUGGAAAAGCAAUUUGGUCAAUCCCUGAAUGCUUUCGCCGUCACAAGCAAAGCGGAUUCCACCAUUCUAUCGCGGCUGAUGAAACAGCAUGGCUGGAGCUCGCCCAUUUUCAUUGGCAAACGAAACCCUAUUGACACUUCACGCAAUGAGCCUGAAGACCGGAAUCUGCUAACGUGGAUGAGAGCUGUCAAGAUCGAUGAUGAUCUCGUUCGUAACCAGUUCAUUAUCAAUCAGUCAAUCGAACAGACUGUCUUGAUUGAAAGUCGUACCGAAGGCUCACGGUUCAUGCAUGCACGUGGCCCAGGAGUGAGGAACGUCAAGAUGUGCUUCACUUUUGCGGACGGUGACAAACGCAAGGGUCGUGUCAUCAACUAUACAAGCAACGGGGGCAUAAACGACUCUCCAAUUGAUGAAUAUAGAUUCGCUCUGCGCAUGCAAGUCGAUCAAGAUGCUCAAAUAAGGGAGAAUGAAAUGCGAUUGGAGCAGAUUCGACGAAAGUUGCGUGAUCUUGAACAAGCAUCCGACAAGGCGCAGAAACACGUCAGGGAGUGUAAAGCUCGCGUGCAAGACCAUCAUGUGGAGAAACGACGGCUCAAAGUCGCACUCCAACGCGCCCAGGAUCUCCAAGAACGGCUUGAUGCAGAGUUGAGUGACGCUGCGCCAGAUGCAGCCGACAUCAGUGUUCUCGAGGAAUCGCUGGCUAGCGCACGAGACGAGCUACAGCGUGCUGAGGGUAUAUACGAGGAUAUGGUGGUACAAAAGCAUCAACUUAAUGAAGAAGCCAAGGAGAUGAAGAAGAAACUAGAGGAAGCACAGAGCCUUGUCGCCGAAUGUGAGUUCAGACUGAACAAGGCACAUGCGACGGUCCGGAAGUUCCAGGGCAACCGUGAAGACCAGCUGAAGCUGAAGAACAAAGCUAUAGCUCAAGUUGCUGCCGCCGAAGAGAAUAAGAAGAUCUGGGAGAAGGAAAGGGAUGCAAUGCAAUUGAAGGUUGAAGAAGCGAUCAACAUGGCGGAGAAGGUUUGCCCGCAACGAGUGCGCGUUCCCGAAGGCGCGACGUCGGAGGCGCUGGCAGAGACGCUGUCCAGACUGGUGGCAUCACGACGAAAUCAGGAGAAGCAGCUUGGCGGAUCGCAAGACGAGCUUCUGCGGAAAGCGAACGAAGCCAAGCGGAUUCACAAGGAUGCGAUGAAGGAAAUCCAGGAGAUUGAGAGUCUACGCAAUCAUCUCAUCAACACGCUGAAUACUCGACGGCGGCGGUGGAAGCAGUUUCGCUCCGGCAUCUCUGUUCGAGCACGGGUCACGUUCAACUAUCUCCUGAGUGAACGGAAGUUCCGAGGUACACUGAAUAUCGACCACAACAAGUAUCUGCUGGAUAUCCACGUCCAGCCUGACAUCAUGGAGCGCAGUGGAGACGGACGGCAAACCAAGACGCUGUCUGGUGGCGAGAAGUCGUACUCGACCGUCUGCUUCUUGUUGUCCCUUUGGGAGGCCAUGGGCUCGCCGAUUCGCUGCCUGGACGAGUUUGACGUGUUCAUGGACAGCGUGAAUCGCGACCGGAGUAUGAAUAUGAUUAUCCAGAUGGCCGGUCGUUCGAUUGGCCGACAGUUCAUCUUCAUCACGCCACAGUCGAUGAACAAUGUGAAGCAGAGUGCGAGUGUCAAGAUUAUCAAGCUGAGUGAUCCAGAGCGAGGCCAGACGGGUUUGCCUGUUCGAAGAAAUUGA
Plenodomus lingam JN3 is the source of this 3423-nucleotide messenger RNA. RefSeq lists its product as uncharacterized. Lineage: Eukaryota; Fungi; Ascomycota; Dothideomycetes; Pleosporales; Leptosphaeriaceae. Gene Ontology annotation, biological process: double-strand break repair via homologous recombination. Gene Ontology annotation, molecular function: single-stranded DNA binding; damaged DNA binding. Gene Ontology annotation, cellular component: nucleus; site of double-strand break; Smc5-Smc6 complex. The record is from RefSeq and is a predicted model, not a curated record.